Molecule: messenger RNA, 1063 nt
Organism: Panicum hallii
Lineage: Eukaryota; Viridiplantae; Streptophyta; Magnoliopsida; Poales; Poaceae
Product: rho GDP-dissociation inhibitor 1-like
Exons: 6
Coding region: 167-817 (216 amino acids)
Biological process (GO): Rho protein signal transduction
Cellular component (GO): cytoplasm; cytosol; membrane
Molecular function (GO): protein binding; Rho GDP-dissociation inhibitor activity
Source: RefSeq, a predicted model, not a curated record
CUCUCCCACGCCUUCCCCUCCCUCUCUCUCGGCCUUCCGUUCCUAGCUGCGAGUCCGCGACGCGCCAACGCCGUAACGCCGACGACAGGGCCAGUGGCGCCGCCCUUGGCCAGUUCUUCGUCGGCGACGAGCAUCCGGCAGGAAAGAAGCCUAGACAAAAGGGAGGAUGGAUAAGGAGGAGAGUAAGGAAGCAUCAGUGAGCAUUAGCAACAAUGACACGGGCACCAAUGAUAUGGAGGAUGACGACUAUGAUGACGAUGAUGGGAAGCACACGGUGCUGCUUGGCCCUCAGGUUCCCCUCAAGGACCACCUUGAGCUCGAUAAGGAUGAUGACAGCCUAAGGAGGUGGAAAGAGCAGCUCCUUGGAGAUGUUGAUACCACUAAGCUUGGAGAGACUGCAGAACCAGAGGUGAACAUAUUGAACCUGACCAUCCUAACUCCGGGUCGACCGGAUCUGGUUCUGCCGAUCCCACUUGUGCGGGAUGACAAAGGGUACGCAUUCGCGCUCAAGGAUGGGAGCACCUAUAGCUUCCGCUUCUCCUUCACUGUCUCCAACAACAUUGUGUCUGGUCUCAGAUAUACACACACCAUCUGGAAGACUGGAGUAAGAGUGGAAAAACAGAAGGUGAUGCUGGGGACCUUCAGUCCUCAGCAGGAGCCUUACACGUACGAGGCUGAGGAAGAUACGACGCCUAGCGGCAUCUUUGCGAGGGGUUCAUAUUCUGCAAAGCUGAAGUUUGUGGACGAUGAUGGGAAAGUCUACCUGGACAUGGGCUACUGCUUCGAGAUCCGGAAGGACUGGCCAUCCUCGGCAUAAAACUGAGAGAAAACAGGGUUUAGCCUUAGGUGGCAUGUAACAGGGGAUGGAUAGUGCUGUGUCUUGUAUGUACAUUCUCGCUGCGCGUGGCGUAGCCAGGCAAUAUGAGCUGAAAAACCAGAUAACCGAAUUUGUUGUGUUGCCGGAUGGGCAUGGCUCAGAAGAAUCCCCGUGCAGAUGCUGCAUUGAAUCGUUGGACUGUUUGUUUGAACCGACGGAAUGAUCUUACCUCUCAGCCUGAUUGUA